Molecule: messenger RNA, 727 nt
Organism: Rhinopithecus roxellana (golden snub-nosed monkey)
Lineage: Eukaryota; Metazoa; Chordata; Mammalia; Primates; Cercopithecidae
Product: proline-rich protein HaeIII subfamily 1-like
Exons: 3
Coding region: 1-696 (231 amino acids)
Source: RefSeq, a predicted model, not a curated record
AUGGAUUUUCCAGGCCCAGAACGUCCUCAUGCCCAGCUAAUUGGUCACGGGGAACGGCCUUUCCAGGCCACGUCUUUGCCUCUUGGUGGGUUCCCCAGGCCCAGAACUUCCUCAGGCCGGCCUCUCCAGGCCCAGUUGCAGCCUCCUGGCCUCCUGACCAGGCCAAGCUCCUCCUGCUCCACGCAGCGGCCCCAGGCCCAUCUACCUCCCAAAGGCCCACUCGGGCCCAGCCUCUGCCUCACAGCGGACUCUCCACGCCCAGCGCUCGCCUCACUGCGGCCUCCCCAAGCCAGCGCUCCUCCUGCCUUUCCGCAGCUCCGACAGCCCCGCUUCUGCCUCCCAGUGGCCUCUUUAGGCCCAGCUCAUUCGUCACGGGGAAGGGCCUUUCCAGGUCCUGUCUUGGGCUUCUGGUGCCUCUCCAGGCCCAGAUCUUCCUCAGGCCGGCCUCUCCAGGCCCAGUUGCGGCCACCCGGCCUCCUGUCCAGGCCCAACUCAUCCUCCAGUCGGCCUCCGCUGGGCCAGCUCCUGUCUCUCGGCGGCCUCUCCAGCUGCCAGACUUUCUCAGGUCAGCCUCUCCAGGUCCAGCUCCUCCUGCCUGCCACUGGCCUCUUCAGACCCAGCCCCGCUCACGCCUCUGGGCGGCCUUCCCAGGCCCCGCUUCUGACUUCUGGCGGCCUCCUCGGGCCCAGGACUUGACCUCCAGUCGGCCUCUCCAUGCCCAGCCUCC